Molecule: messenger RNA, 1277 nt
Organism: Rotaria sp. Silwood1
Lineage: Eukaryota; Metazoa; Rotifera; Eurotatoria; Philodinida; Philodinidae
Source: the annotation of a GenBank genome assembly
UAUGCUGGCUGUGCUAACUGCUUUAAUGUGAGUUAAUCUUGCUUAAUAAGUAAACACUGUAUAAAUAGUUUUAUUCAAUUGUUUAGGUGCAUUGCCAGUGUAACAGGUGAAAGAACUCAUCAUCUGUAUUAUAUCAUCAUCUCUGUAUGUUGAUUAUUUAAUAGGACAAUUACAGAAUAGCGUCCAAUGUCAACCUUCGACAUGUGGCACUCGAGCAACACCGUGUUCAACUAACUCUGACUGCGAAUGUCUGGCACUUAGUUCACGCGUCGAUGGUAUAUGCGCUGCUACGUUACUCUCUUGCUCGAAUCUGACACCUUGUUUGAGUGAUAACGUGACGUGCACAGUGCCUUGUACUAUCUGCGUUGUCAGCACUCGCUGUACCAAGCCAAUGUGUUAUCCACUUGCACUCACCGUCCCUGAGGUGUGUCCACCGCUAAAUUCAAGUGUAACAACAUCAACGGUUACUAUACCUGCAGGUAAUUGUCAGUGAAUUGUUUCUAUUAGUGAGGGAUAACAUACGUAUUUGGGUGCGAUAGAGAUUUCUUAGCCUGAGAGACCGAAAAUCUGCGAGGGUUGUAAGGCGAAGAAACGAAUUUUUUUAUUCCUGCUGUUGAAAAAUGAUAAAUUUCUCAAAAUUAGGGUUGUUCUUCAUAGAACACGAAAGCUGAAUAAUGCAACACCAUCGAAAACCAUUGAUGAUACUGCUCUAUUCAUCUUACGAGUCAGAUGCACACCUAUCUGGGCUCCUAAAAGCCACAUCGAGAAGUGAAAUUUCUAUGGAUCUUCAGGGUAGCGGUCGCUUUGCAUCCGUGGUAGGUAUGAUGAGAUUGUGCUCUUGAAGGUACCAUUGAGCAAUAGAACUACUCAGGGAUUAUUGUAAUUCUUUUAUGAAAGAUCCUUCUGAAUUUCUUGGAAACUGUUAUUCUUGAAACAAACUGACGAGUAUUUACACCACAGACAUCUCUGCUGAAGAAAAUUUUUAUGCUUUCAAUAUUUAAACUUUGAACUUGUGCACCAUAGCAAUAACAACACGACCAACAACAAUAACAACAACACGAUCAAUAACACAACCAUCAACAAUACAACCAACAACAACAAAUCCAACAACAACACAACCAACAGCAACACAACCAACAACGACACAACCAACAACACAACCAUCAACAAUACAACCAACAACAACAAAACCAACAACAACGCAACCAACAACAAUACAACCAACAACGACACAACCAACAACACAACUAAUAACAACAACAGCAAUCCGUGAGUAG